CUUCACCCCGUACCGUAAGCCCCUUUCUUUAAAACUCAUUGUUUUCGUGAGGCGGUUGCUAACUCCCACUAAAACAAUUCAAUUCAAUUCUGGGAACAAUAUAAUUACAGAAUCAAAGUAAAAACCGAUUAGGGUUUCUUAUACUCAUUUGAUUCCACCGUAAUCGAUAUGAUACGAACCGAAACAAACCCGGAUUCUUCUGAAACGGAGAUUAACGCGAUAUUUCAUCUCCUGAAAUAGAAUUAGUUGUAAUUCAAACAGAAUCUAACUUUUGUUCAUUCAAAGUUAUACAACGACGUCUUCUUAGUGAUGUGCUGGGGGAAGAAGAUGAAGCAAAGGGGCUUCUCCUUCAACUUCUUCGUCUCUUGUUAACUUCAUGGCCUCUUCUCAGCACCGUUGCGUCUUUGUUGGAAACAUACCUUAUGAUGCAACUGAGGAGCAGCUCAUAGAAAUCUGCAGAGAGGUUGGCCCUGUUGUAUCGUUCAGACUAGUUCUUGAUAGAGAAACUGGGAAACCAAAAGGCUAUGGGUUCUGUGAAUAUAAAGAUGAAGAGACGGCAUUAAGUGCUCGUCGUAAUCUUCAUGGUUAUGAAAUUAAUGGAAGACAAUUACGUGUUGAUUUUGCUGAAAAUGAUAAAAGGGCUGACAGAAAUCGAGAGCAGGGCCGUGCUGGACCUGGACUGGCUGUGAAUACUGAACCUCAGAAACAAAUAGGAGGUCCUGCAAUUCAUGGGGAUUCUGUUCCUCAACAGCCGAUUGGUCUCCAUUUAGCUAUAACUGCUGCAGCAGUUAUGACAGGAGCUCUAGGUGGUGCUCAGGUUAGUAUACAGUCUAAUCAUAAUGGUUUGCAGAAUCAGGUGGCAUCAGCUAAUGAUCCAUUAACUCUUCAUCUGGCGAAAAUGUCGAGGAGUCAACUGAAUGACAUUAUGUCUGAGUUGAAGCAGUCAAUGGCGAUCCAAAACAAGGAACUAACUCGUCAGCUAUUGCUUGCAAAACCUCAGUUGCUGAAAGCUCUUUUCCAGGCACAAAUAAUGCUAGGAAUGGUGUCCCCUCAAGUGAUGGCAAAUCUUCAACAAGGUCCAAGUCAGCCUGUGCAGCCUUCAUUACAAGAUGGUCAGAAGCAAGCAGUUCAACUCCCUGGGCUACCUCCACUUGCUCAGAAGCCCUCUAUGCAUCUUCAAACUCAGCUUUCACAACAUGCCAAGAACCAAUCUCUACAACAAACUGUAUUGCCUGGGCAGCCUGGAGUUCGAACACUCUCUUCAAUGCACCCUUUAGUUAGACCUCAAAUUCAGGUGGCAAAUUCCUCUUCCUUGAGCCAGCAACUACAAUUUCAUUCGCUGGAAAACCCAGUACAGGUUACAGCGGCCAGUUUAGGAAAUAAAAAUUGGGUAAAUGUUCCAAAUUCAGACAUUCGGCCCCCUCUCGUGUCACGCUCUCCAUCACUGGAUGCUGGCUUCCAGCAUGGCCUCUCAACAUCAUCUGGCAUUGUACAGUCAGUUAGCAAAGAUGCUGAUAGAUCUGGUAGACUUACCAAUGAUGCAACCUGGGUACACAGUAAUAAUGCAUAUUCAAGCAUGCCUGUGGGUGUAGCCGAGAAAACAAGCAUGAUUAAUGAUUCUUCAGAAUUGAUACAUCGCCCUUCAAUAUUGCUGAAAGUGGAUGAUCGAAGUGGCAAUGCUUUCUCAAUGGGGGCUUUGAAUGCAUCAAAAACCACUGGCUCUGGGCCAUCCCAAGCAUCUGGGAUUGGUUUUGCACUUGUGAAUCCCGUUGUGAAAGUAGAUGAGGUGAAAACUUCUGACAAUGAAAGUUCUCAGUCACAGCUUCCACCAGAUGUCGAUUCCACCUUAUUGCAGCAAGUAAUGAGCUUAACGCCAGAGCAAUUGAGUUCCUUGCCACUUGAACAGCGUCAACAAGUCAUCCAGCUCCAACAGGCACUCUCACAAAAUCAGAUGCGGCCAUCAUAGCAGCACCAUUGUCAAGUGGAUAGUAGUAUACCUCUAGCUCGAGUAUUGAUUUAAUGGCUGGCCACUUGUUUACUAUUCAACAAAGAAGGGCGCAGGCCAUAGAUUCAACAGAAUACAAAUGCUUGUACAAUGACUUAUAAAAUCAUCUUCAUCUGCAUUUGAGAUGCAAGAAAAAGGAUUAUACCAUUUAUGUAACGUUUAUAAGAUUCAUUGUUAGAAUAAGAGAAAAUUUUGAGUAACAAA
Messenger RNA from Mangifera indica (mango), 2209 nucleotides. RefSeq names its product cleavage stimulating factor 64-like. Gene Ontology annotation, biological process: mRNA 3'-end processing. The transcript has 11 exons. Gene Ontology annotation, molecular function: mRNA binding. The coding region runs from base 377 to 1966 and encodes 529 amino acids. Gene Ontology annotation, cellular component: mRNA cleavage and polyadenylation specificity factor complex. The record is from RefSeq and is a predicted model, not a curated record. NCBI's taxonomy places the organism in Eukaryota, Viridiplantae, Streptophyta, Magnoliopsida, Sapindales, Anacardiaceae.